Molecule: messenger RNA, 2070 nt
Organism: Nomascus leucogenys (northern white-cheeked gibbon)
Lineage: Eukaryota; Metazoa; Chordata; Mammalia; Primates; Hylobatidae
Product: succinate dehydrogenase [ubiquinone] flavoprotein subunit, mitochondrial-like
Biological process (GO): mitochondrial electron transport, succinate to ubiquinone
Molecular function (GO): electron transfer activity; succinate dehydrogenase (quinone) activity; flavin adenine dinucleotide binding
Source: RefSeq, a predicted model, not a curated record
GGCGGCGACUACAGACAUGUCGGGGGUCCGGGGCCUGUGGCGGAUGCUGAGCGCUCGGCGCCUGGUGCGGGUCAAGGCGUGGCCAACAGUGUUGCAAACAGGAACCCGAGAUUUUCACUUCACUGUUGGGAACAAGAGGGCAUCUGCUAAAGUUUCAGAUUCUAUUUCUGCCCAGUAUCCAGUAGUGGACCAUGAAUUCGACGCAGUGGUGGUAGGCGCUGGAGGGGCAGGCUUGCGAGCCGCAUUUGGCCUUUCUGAGGCAGGGUUUAAUACAGCGUGUGUUACAAAGCUGUUUCCUACCAGGUCACACACUGUUGCGGCGCAGGGAGGAAUCAAUGCUGCUCUGGGGAACAUGGAGGAGGACAACUGGAGGUGGCAUUUCUACGACACCGUGAAGGGCUCCGACUGGCUGGGGGACCAGGAUGCCAUCCACUACAUGGUGGAGCAGGCCCCCGCUGCCGUGGUCGAGCUAGAAAAUUAUGGCUUGCCAUUUAGCAGAACUGAAGAUGGGAAGAUUUAUCAGCGUGCAUUUGGUGGACAGAGCCUCAAGUUUGGAAAGGGUGGGCAGGCCCGUCGGUGCUGCUGUGUGGCUGAUCGGACCGGCCACUCAAUAUUGCACACCUUAUACAGGAGGGUAAGGCCGCCCCCGGUCCACCUGAGACAGGACACAUCUUUAGGUCUUUAUAAAUGUUUGUGGUUUUUUGCAGGCAUAUACGGUGCUGGUUGUCUCAUUACGGAAGGAUGUCGUGGAGAGGGAGGCAUUCUCAUUAACAGUCAAGGCAAAAGGUUUAUGGAGCGAUACGGCCCCGUCGCAAUGGACGUGGCAUCUAGAGAUGUGGUGUCUCGGUCGAUGACUCUGGAGAUCCGUGAAGGAAGAGGCUGUGGCCCUGAGAAAGAUCACGUCUACCUGCAGCUGCACCACCUCCCUCCAGAGCAGCUGGCCACGCGCCUGCCCGGCAUUUCAGAGACAGCCAUGAUCUUCGCUGGGGUGGACGUCACGAAGGAGCCGAUCCCUGUCCUCCCCACUGUGCAUUAUAACAUGGGCGGCAUUCCCACCAACUACAAGGGGCAGGUCCUGAGGCACAUGAAUGGCCAGGAUCGGAUUGUGCCUGGCCUGUACACCCGUGGGGACGCCGCCUGUGCCUUGGUACGUGGUGCCAACCGGCUCGGGGCAAACUCGAUGUUGGACCUGGUUGUCUUUGGUCAGGCAUGUGCCCUGAGCAUCGAAGAGUCAUGCAGGCCUGGAGAUAAAGUCCCUCCAAUUAAACCAAAUGCUGGGGAAGAAUCUGUCAUGAAUCUUGACCAAUUGAGUUUUGCUGAUGGAAGCAUAAGAACAUCGGAACUGCGACUCAGCAUGCAGAAGUCAAUGCAAAAUCAUGCUGCCGUGUUCCGUGUGGGAAGCGUGUUGCAAGAAGGUUGUGGGAAAAUCAGCAAGCUCUACAGAGACCUGAAGCACCUGAAGACGUUCGACCGGGGAAUGGUCUGGAACACAGACCUGGUGGAGACCCUGGAGCUGCAGAACCUGAUGCUGUGUGCGCUGCAGACCAUCAAUGGAGCAGAGGCGCGGAAGGAGUCACGGGGCGCUCACGCCAGGGAAGACUACAAGGUGCGGAUUGAUGAGUAUGAUUACUCCAAGCCCAUCCAGGGGCAACAGAAGAAGCCCUUUGAGGAGCACUGGAGGAAGCACACCCUGUCCUAUGUGGACGUCAGCACUGGGAAGGUCACUCUGGAAUAUAGACCCGUAAUCGACAAAACUUUGAACGAGGCUGACUGUGCCACUGUCCCCCCAGCCAUUCGCUCCUACUGAUGAGACAAGAUGCGGUGAUGACAGAAUCAGCUUUUGUAAUUAUGUGUAAUAGCUCAUGCAUGUGUCCAUGUCAUAACUGUCUUCAUGCGCUUCUGUGCUCCAGGGAAGAAGGAGUACAUUGAAGGGAGAUUGGCACCCAGUGGCUGGGAGCUUGCCAGGAACCCAGUGGCCAGGGAGUGUGGCACUUACCUUUGUCCCUUGCUUCAUUCUUCUGAGAUGAUAAAACUGGGCACAGCUCUUAAAUAAAACAUAAAUGAACAAAC